Fonsecaea erecta is the source of this 1575-nucleotide messenger RNA. RefSeq lists its product as hypothetical. Bases 1 to 1575 code for a protein of 524 amino acids. The record is from RefSeq and is a predicted model, not a curated record. The transcript is spliced from 3 exons. NCBI's taxonomy places the organism in Eukaryota, Fungi, Ascomycota, Eurotiomycetes, Chaetothyriales, Herpotrichiellaceae.
AUGUUCCUCCCAAGGAUUGUUCGCAGGUUCUUGCAGACCACAUACAGAUACACUAUGCUCCCCUCAAAGGAUGUUGUGGAAGUGGCCGAACCCGUUCCUCAUCAGGCCGACGAUGACUACGAUCAACGUCCCUCUCGGGACAACGGCAUUUGGAGUCGGGACAGGUUCUGUGGUGCUCUCGCCUAUAAUUUCGUUGGCUUCGGUCUUCCAGCUCUUUACAGCACGCUUUCAAAGCUAUGGGUAGCCAACAUCGACUCUUCCAUGGUCGUCACGGUUGACUCUUAUACCUAUAUUGGCGUUGUGGCUGAGGUUAUCAAUGAGGGCCUCCCUAGGGCAGCAUGGGUCAUCAUCGGAGACAAAUCCUCGCGCUCCCUCUCAUCCCGCAUUGCACUCACACAGACUCUGGUGCUGUUCCAAAGCAUCAUGGGUCUGCUUGUGAGCAUCAUCAUUCUUGGUGCUGCCGAACAAUUUGCUGCUGGAUUCGUCCCGGCAGACGUUCGCAGAGCAAGCUUGACCUACGUCCGCAUCAGCUCAUUCUCCGUCUUCAGUGCCGCGGUGGAAGUCGCCGUCACCAACGCGGCCAGAGCACUCGAUCACCCGGACGUCCCUUUUCUCAUCAGCGCGACACGCUUUGCCAUCAAUAUCGUCCUGGAUUUGCUUAUCAUCUCCCGAUUCCAUGUAGCAUCAUCCAAGCCCACCGUCAACAUACAGGCUGCAAUUCGGCUUGGGUGUGACUUUGCCGCUGCAUUUGCCGGCCUGGGAUACUUCGCCAUCAUCGUCUUCAAACUCCACAGAAGGAAUGGCGAUCUUCAAAAUGUUCCAGUGCCACGUCCAAGUUUGAGGGCGUUAAAAGUGCUUUUGCGACCUGGGGUCUUGACAUUUGCUGAGUCCGGAGUGAGGAACGCCUUCUAUCUCUGGCUCGUCAGCAACAUUGUGUCCAUGGGCGCGGACUAUGCGACCGCAUGGGGCAUCUUCAACACUAUCCGCUGGGGCCUGGUUAUGGUUCCGGUCCAGACACUGGAGGCAACGUCGAACGUGUUCACCGGGCACCGAUGGGGUCAAUGGAGGAAACAAGUUGGUACGGAGCUUCAAAAAGCCAAGGCGAGCUGGAAGCAGCUUCGAGACAUCGCUACUCCCGCUCUGACCGCAUCGGCGAUCGCGCUCGCAGUUGAAGUCCCGCUCUGCAUUUUCCUUUCCCUCUUCGGAUGCAAGCCAUUUGCAUACUAUCUCUCUGACUCGGACAGCGUGGCAUCAAUCACAGCCCACAUGUGGCGCACCAUCGACUGGUGCUACAUUUUCUACGCGCUCUGCACUGAGCUAGCAACAAUCCUCCUUUCCACGGUGCCGAGAUGGUACCUCUAUGAGUCACUGGUGGCGAAUUUGUUUUACGUUCUCCCUUGGGCGAUUGUUUGCCAAACGGCACAUCUCAACUCUUCUGACGCUUGGAGCUAUCAUGCGUUUGUAUUUGGAGGAAGCCUGGUCUUCAGCUUUUUCGAUGUGCUGCUCUUUGUGCUGCUUUGGGCCUGGAAGCUGAAUCGGGGCACACUCAACUUUGACAAGGUAACACUUGUGUGA